Phytophthora sojae is the source of this 1035-nucleotide messenger RNA. RefSeq lists its product as hypothetical. The transcript is spliced from 5 exons. Lineage: Eukaryota; Oomycota; Peronosporomycetes; Peronosporales; Peronosporaceae. Gene Ontology annotation, molecular function: transmembrane transporter activity. The record is from RefSeq and is a predicted model, not a curated record. Bases 1 to 1035 code for a protein of 344 amino acids. Gene Ontology annotation, biological process: transmembrane transport. Gene Ontology annotation, cellular component: membrane.
AUGGCGACUAAUAGUGACGACCUGAUCCGCUCGUGCUCCGCCGUCUACGAGAGGAAUCGCGUGCUGGUUCUGGGCCAAUUCAUAUCGGUGCUCAUCGCCUGCACGGGCGUCUUCUCCCAGCUAUUGAGCAGCUCCUUCCAGAUCCAGAUCCCGGUGACGCAGAGUGCUGGCAACUACCUGCUGCUAUGCGUGUACCUGGUGGACCCCGUGAUGCGGUUCCGUCACCAGCGGGGCUAUAAGCUGGAGAUCCCGUGGUGGCAGUACCUGCUGCUUGCUUUCGCGGAUGUGGAGGGGAACUUCUUGGUGGUCUGCGCGUACAAGUACACGUCGAUCUCGAGCGUCAUGCUGCUGGACUGCUUCACUAUCCCCGUGGUCAUGCUGCUGUCGAGCGUGUUCCUGAGGGCCAAGUACACGCGCUCGCACUUUGUGGCCGUGCUGUUUUGCCUCGUUGGGAUCAGCGUGCUGGUCAUCUCGGACGUGAUUCGAGACCAAGAGACCAUGCUCAAGGCGUCGUGGGACGUCUCUGCAUUGUACGGAGACUUCCUCUGUCUGCUCGGCAGCGCUGUCUACGCCUGCUCGAAUGUCGGCCAGGAGUAUCUAGUCAAGAAGGAGAACCGUCGGAUGGAGUUCUUGGGCCUAGUCGGCCUGUUUGGAUUCCUCAUUAGCUCUCUGCAGGCGGCGUGCUUCGAAGGAGACGUCGUCCGUGCUGUGGACUGGACGUGGCCCAGCGCAUUAUGCCUGCUCGGCUACAUCGUCACGCUGUUCGUCAUGUACACUUCGACGUCGAUCUUCCUCACCACGGGCGACGCUGCCGUCUUCAACUUGUCGCUGCUCACGUCCGACUUCUUCGCCGUCGUGGCGGCCAAGUACCUCUUCAACGAGGAGCUCAGCAGUCUCUACUUCGUGGGUUUCUCGCUCAUCAUCGUGGGCGUCUCGGUGUACAACCGCUCGGCGCCGCCCACCACCGCCACUACAUGUAGCUGCUCCUACAUCGCUGACGGCUCUAUCGACCGACUGCUGCCAGCCGAACCAUAA